CGCAGCGCAUUUACAGCCACGAGGUCCCGUCCUGCCCCAUCUGCCUCUACCCGCCGUUGACGGCCCGCAUCACCCGCUGCGGGCACAUUUUCUGCUGGCCGUGUAUGCUGCACUACAUUUCCCUGAGCGACAAGAGCUGGUCCAAGUGUCCGAUCUGCUACGAGUCGGUGCACCUCGCUGACCUCAAGAGCGUGGUAGCCAUGGAGACCAGGCAGUACGCAGUCGGUGAUGUCAUCACCAUGCACCUGAUGCGCAGAGAAAAGGGGAGUCUGGUGGCCCUGCCUAGCUCCCAGUGGGUGAAGGUGGAGGAGACCGUGUAUUUUGGAGGUGAGAGGAGGAGGAGAUCAUGUUUUUUAGUUGUUUCUAUGAGGAUUGGUACCAAACUGAACACGUGUGUUUCCUAGAUUCAAGUCUCGGCCCCAACUCCAAGCUGCUGCUGGCC
This is a messenger RNA of Cynoglossus semilaevis (tongue sole), 442 nucleotides long. Its product is annotated as RING finger protein 10-like. Lineage: Eukaryota; Metazoa; Chordata; Actinopteri; Pleuronectiformes; Cynoglossidae. The transcript is spliced from 2 exons. The coding region runs from base 105 to 404 and encodes 99 amino acids. Gene Ontology annotation, biological process: positive regulation of transcription by RNA polymerase II; positive regulation of myelination. The record is from RefSeq and is a predicted model, not a curated record. Gene Ontology annotation, molecular function: transcription cis-regulatory region binding.